Molecule: messenger RNA, 288 nt
Organism: Saprolegnia parasitica CBS 223.65
Lineage: Eukaryota; Oomycota; Saprolegniomycetes; Saprolegniales; Saprolegniaceae
Exons: 2
Coding region: 1-288 (95 amino acids)
Source: RefSeq, a predicted model, not a curated record
AUGGACGCGUGGACGACGAUGCUGGACCUGCGCUCGUACCUCUACUUCGCCUGGAAGAGCAUGGCGAUGCUCCACCUCAUCGCCAUGAGCGACAAGGACGACCUCCGACGAUACCUACCUUGUCUCAUGGUGCUGCCGCCACCGACGCCCGUCAAGACCAUCACGGUCUCCAAGCAGUGGGAGACGCGCUACAAGCUGGCCGACGGCCGCGAAGUUGUCACGCGCCAGUCCUUGACGUACGACGAGCUGGCAUCGCCGUCGACCGACACGGCGACGCGAUCGGCCUAG